This is a messenger RNA of Closterium sp. Naga37s-1, 2544 nucleotides long. The record is from the annotation of a GenBank genome assembly. NCBI's taxonomy places the organism in Eukaryota, Viridiplantae, Streptophyta, Zygnematophyceae, Desmidiales, Closteriaceae.
AUGUCGUCUCUAGUGCCCUUUUCGCGUCUUAUUACGUGCCUCUUCCUUGUCGUCGCCAUGGCGUGCGGCGCGCGGGGAGCAACCCCCGUGGCACCGGCGACAGGAGGGCGCUACAUCACGGUCGGUAGCACGAGCGAGAAGUUUAACUAUGCGUGGAACCCCAAAGUCAACUACGCUAAUUGGGCGUCAACAGACGAAAACACGGUGUAUACAGGAGAUGUGCUAGUGUUUAACUACCCCGCCUACUCCGACGAGGUUUAUAAGUUUGACGACGUCACGGCUUUUCAGCGGUGCCAGUUCUGGAAAGCCACGAAGGUCUGCAGCGACACGGACGGCGAGGCGGGAUGCACGGUGCGAGUCGACACGCCCGGGCUCGCGUUCUUCGCGUCGGGCAUGAUUGCGCGAUGCACAUGGAAUAGCAAGCUGAACAUCUCUGUGGUUCAGCGCGGCACCCCGCGGAACGUCUAUGUAGGAAAGUUAAUGCCUGGUUACACGUACCAGUGGAACCCUGCUGUUAACUUCACCGACUGGGCUGCGACUACAACGAUAUACGUCGGAGACUCUCUUGCCGCCACAAAUGGCGGUACUAGCGCUUACACCGACAGAGACGCGGAGGCGGGGCCCAGCGCGAAAGCCGCCGCUCCCCCCGCUUUCUCUUCCGCAGCGGCGGAUAUUUAUCGGGAUGAGGCAGGCGGAGGGGGAGCGGAGAUACUUCCCGCGGACGAGGUCGCGCGGGGAACAGCAGGGCGCGGGGCGAGCAGCGGAGCGGAAGGGGGAACCGGCGGGGGAAGGGGGAACGGGGAGCAGGAUAGCGAAUCAAAUCUCCCACUUGAUGAUGACGUGGAAGACGAUUUAUCACUCAUCACGCUACAACGGCACGCUCCCACCAGCCGAUCCGCGCGCUUGAAACGCGCCUGCAGUAGACUCCUCUCGCCGGUCGCGAGCCCUAUAACGGGGAUAGCGGCGUGGAUGCGGGAGCUAGGUCGCGUGUUUGGGUGGCCGCUGCUGGGGGUUGUGAUGGUGACGUAUGGGAUUAAUCAGGGGUAUGCGAGCUCUCUCACGGACCUGUCGCUGAGCUACUAUUGGAAGGACGUGCAGCAUCUGCAACCCGCCGCUGCUCAGUUCUACAUGAGCUUCGUGUUGAUCCCGUGGGACGUGAAGCCGCUCUACGGCAUGAUCACCGACACCUUCCCCAUCCUCGGCUUCCAGCGGUGGCCCUACAUAGCCCUGUCGGGGGUCAUCGGCACAGCAGCGUGGUGGGCGCUGGGGGGGAUACCGGCGCUCGUGCCAGCAGUGGCAACGGCGCUGCUGGUGACACAGUCGCUGUUCUGUGCCGUGCCAGACGUGGUGGUUGAUGGCAUGGUGGCCCAGGAGAUUCGCCUGCACCCCACCUAUGCUGCGGACCUGCAGACCCUCCCAGCAGCCUGUCUCGCCCUGGCCUCGCUCCUCACAUACACCAUCAGCGGCUCUCUCAUUGAACACCUCGGCCCCUGCGGCACAUUCUUUCUCAUCUCCCUCGCGCCUUUCUCCCUCAUCGUGGCUGCGCUCCUGCUCCCGGAAACGCGCCUGCCCGAGGGCAAGAGGAGGGGGGAUGUGAAGAUGUUGAAGAGGACGUGGCGCCGCUUCAUUGGCACGAUUCGGCACCGGAAGAUUGCGCGGGCGGCGCUGUUCAUAUUUAUCGUGCAGGCCCAAACAAACAUCACCUCGGGAAUGUUCUUCUGGCUCACGGACGAGAAGCAGGGCCCGGGGUUCAGUGAGGUGUUUAUGGGCAUGGUGGGCGCGGUGGGGCAGGUGGGCAUGCUGCUGGGGGUCACUGCCUAUAACCUCUGGCUGCGCCGCUUCACGUACCGCUCUAUACUCUUCUGCACACAGUUCCUCCUCUUCGCCACCUGCUUUCUCGACCUCAUCCUCGUCACGCGCACGAACCUCAGGCUCGGCAUCCCGGACCACGCGUUUGUGAUCGGCGACCAGGCCUUCUCGCUAGCCAUGGGCCGCAUCCAAAUCAUGCCGAUCCUCGUGCUAGCGGCCCGCAUGUGCCCCUCGGGGAUCGAGGCAACCCUCUUUGCUUUCUACAUGGCAACAAGCAACUUUGGGAUUACUUGUUCCGAGUGGUGGGGUGCGGCGCUGCUGCACGCGGUGGGGGUGCGGAGGGAUAGCUAUGGAAACCUCUGGAUGGCUGUGGUUGUGAGGAUGUGUGCGCGGCUGCUGCCGCUGCUGGCUCUGGGGUUGCUUCCGGAAGGGGGCCCGGAGAGUGAGGUGGUUGAACAGUUGGAGCUGGAUGGGGACGAGGAGGAGGAAGAGGGGGAGGGGGAGGGGGAGGGAGGGGGAGAAGGGCAGGAGGAGCAGCGAGGGCUUGUGAGGAAACUGGAGUUUGACUUACAGGAGGCAGCAGAGUGUGAGACAGCAGGUGGGGAAGCAUCGGUCGGAGCAGGUGCAACUGGUGUUGGCUGUGCUGCUGCUGCUGCUGCUGAAGUGGUUAGUGAAGCUCGGGUAAACGAGGAAACUGAUUCUACGCAGCUAAUAGAAUUGGGCACUCUCCAAUAG